GUUGUAUAGUAAGUGCUUGGGGAACAGGUUUUUUAUUCCGAGUAUACGAAAAGCACAUAAUCGACCAUCUUUCUUCGUCAAUUUGUUUUGAAUACGCUAGAUAUAUAUACAUAUACAUACAUACAUACAUAUAUAUAUAUAUAUAUAAUGAUAUUUUUUAUUUUUCUCCACACGAUUGAGUGAGGUAUAAGAAUUCUCAUCGAUUUUUAGAGCAUCCUAGGUCAUCUAGAAUACCGCGUUAUUCUUCUCGAAAAAAAUACGACUGGUUAAACGUUAAUUUAUUAUUAAAAAAUAUCUAUUAUUGUCAAUAAUUCGUUCAGAUGAAAUUAAUCGUCUCUAUACGUAUUUAAAAAAAAAAAAGUUUAAAUCGAAAGAAAUUUACUUAAAAUUUUCCAUACGUCUACUUCAACGAUAAUAAAGUCCGGACGAAUAUCUGAACACAUCGAAAUAUUUGCCAUGUUAGCAAAUUCUUAAAUAUUGACUCCGUAUUACUUGGAAGAGAUGGUUUAAAGGUGAUCGUUUACGUCAUCAUUCUCUUAAAAGCGGCAGAAAUAUGUUCGUUUAAAAUUUGUCGGCGAUAACAUAAGGCAUAUGUUCGAAUCACGACGCGACAUUCUAUUUUUAUAUUUUGUACUUCAUAUCUUUGAAGAUUUUAAUCGAUGACAAUUGUACAAAUUUUAAUUAGUGAUUUAUGAUUUCAUAUGGAAAUUGCACAGAUAAAGGAAGAGAGAGAGAAAGAGAUUUGAAAAAGAAUGCCGAGUUUCAUUUCGACUGAACGUCCUAGUCUUCUUGCCAAUUAUAUAUCGUAAUAUCGUGUCUUCUUUUUGAGCAAGGCGAUCUUUGUAUGUGAUCUCCGAUAAAGAAUUCGCUUUGACAAAUGAUAGAUCAAUAAAUCAAUACAUCAUAGUCGAUAAACGUAUACUUCCUUUGCUACAUUUAAAACAUUUCUAUUCUAACAUACGUAAUACAAAUUAUACGAAUAAAAUAUAGUUAUCGAUAAAUAUUUAAAUCUACAAUCAUAAUGAUACAUAGUUUUCAAAGGAUAUUUCUUUCCAAGAAAAUUAUACGGCAAAUUUCUUUGAAAUAACGUCUCUCGAGUGUAUCUCGUGACCAUUGGUCGAAGAAGAAAACGAGAUAGUCUUGCAAGCAAGGAAUUUUGGCAGUCGGCCAUACAAACUAUAAUGGCUACGACGUCUAUUCGAUGACAAUAAAUAUAAUAACAUAUACCUUGUCACGUGCUGCACAAACGCAAAUAUACGCACCAUUUAAUGACGCGAUUUCCUCGCUCCUUCUCGGCUCUGAAGAAACGCUACCUCAGCCAGUCGGCGAAGGGAUGCGACACAAAACGGCCACGUUCCUUGACGAGCACAGAGUUUCGACUACCGUUGGACAUGACCCGCAGACGAACAACGGCAGUCAGGCACAGCAACAACAGCAACAACUUCAAUGGUUGGGAAGUCCAGGUGAAACGACGCUCGUAUCACGGGUUGCUCGGAGUAGCAACAGCAACGGUGGUGGCGGUAGUGGGUGGGAAGGGCUUAAAUCAUCGUCGUUACCGCAACAUCAACAACAACAACAACAAAGGCGGAGGCGCCAAGAAGAGCAACAAGGCGAAUCUGGAGGUCUGGGGGAUGACGAAGACGGGGGUGGAGGGAGCGGAGGGUUGGAGGGGACGGACCCAGAGGCGAACCACGCUGUUCACCUCAAGAGACGGGUGGGACUCGUCAGUGGGGUGGCUUUAAUCGUUGGCACCAUGAUCGGAUCAGGGAUAUUCGUUUCGCCAUCCGGCCUCCUAGUUCGAACCGGCAGCGUCGGAGUUAGCUUCUUCGUAUGGACGGCCUGUGGGAUUUUGAGCUUGUGCGGCGCACUCGCUUACGCAGAGCUUGGCACGAUGAACACCAGCAGCGGCGCAGAAUAUGCUUAUUUCAUGGACGCCUUUGGUGCACCACCGGCUUUCCUUUUCUCCUGGGUUUCCACCCUGGUAUUGAAACCAUCGCAAAUGGCGAUAAUCUGUCUCUCCUUCGCCCAAUACGUCGUUGAAGCUUUCGUAGCGGACUGCGAUCCUCCCGACGAGGUGGUCAAGCUGGUCGCUCUCCUUGCGAUCGUUCUUAUACUUCUGGUGAAUUGUUACAGCGUUAAUCUGGCAACCGGAGUACAAAAUGCUUUCACCGCAGCGAAACUCAUUGCUAUACUUGUAGUUAUCGUCGGCGGUGCGUACAAGUUGAUACAGGGAAACACGCAACACCUGAAAGGAGCCUUAGAUACCAUGGACGGUAGUAACGUUAAUUUCGGUAGACUCGCUACCGCAUUUUAUACGGGUCUAUGGGCCUACGACGGCUGGAAUAAUUUGAAUUACGUUACGGAGGAAAUCAAGGAUCCAUCGAAGAAUCUACCAAGGUCUAUUAUGAUUGGGAUACCUCUUGUUACCCUUUGUUACGCACUGAUUAAUAUUUCUUAUUUGGCGGUUAUGUCGCCUUCGGAGAUGAUCGAAAGCGAGGCUGUUGCUGUGACAUUUGGGAAUCGGAUACUCGGCGUAAUGGCAUGGCUCAUGCCUUUAUCGGUUGCUAUCAGCACCUUUGGUUCCGCCAAUGGAACUCUUUUUGCGGCAGGUAGACUUUGUUUUGCUGCAUCCAGAGAAGGACAUUUGCUCGAUUGCUUGAGUUAUGUACAUGUGCGCCGUUUUACGCCUGCGCCAGGCCUCAUAUUUCAUUCUAUCGUUGCAGGUGCAAUGGUCGUUUCUGGAAAUAUAGAUUCCUUAAUUGAUUUCUUUUCCUUUACCGCUUGGAUUUUCUAUGGUGGAUCGAUGUUAGCUUUGUUGGUAAUGCGAAGAACCAGACCAAAUCAUCCAAGACCUUACAAAUGUCCCCUGAUCAUACCCGCACUUGUACUUGUAAUCUCUGCGUACCUGAUAGUGGCACCCAUCAUCGACAAGCCUCAAAUCGAGUACUUAUAUGCAACCGGAUUUAUUUUCGCAGGCAUGUUUGUUUAUCUCCCCUUCGUGAAAUACGGAUACGUGCCGAAAUUUAUGGAAGGAGUAAAUGCUUUUCUUCAAAUGUUACUAGAGGUGGCGCCAACCGCAGCUGCUUUCGAUUGAUUCCAAUAUAAAACAUCGAAAAUGAUUUUUUAAAGAUCUUAUCAUUCCACUGUGGCAUAUUUAAAAUGUACAUGUGAGAAUAUAUUUUUAAUGUACGUACAGAAACAAAAAUACUGUUUUAUCGAUGCUCGAGUUUGCUUGGAUUGAUCCAAGAACAUACAUAAAAAUAUUAUUUUAUUACUCGUUAUUCUUCUUACAUAAUAUACAAUAUAUAGAGGACGUUGUUAGACAUAGAUGAUUGAUGUUAUAAUGACAACGAUGAGUUAACAAAAGAUAUUUUAAAUGUU
Messenger RNA from Vespula pensylvanica (western yellowjacket), 3381 nucleotides. Its product is annotated as b(0,+)-type amino acid transporter 1. Gene Ontology annotation, cellular component: membrane. Gene Ontology annotation, biological process: amino acid transmembrane transport. Bases 1202 to 3094 code for a protein of 630 amino acids. The record is from RefSeq and is a predicted model, not a curated record. The transcript has 5 exons. Gene Ontology annotation, molecular function: L-amino acid transmembrane transporter activity. Lineage: Eukaryota; Metazoa; Arthropoda; Insecta; Hymenoptera; Vespidae.